Neopsephotus bourkii (Bourke's parrot) is the source of this 1571-nucleotide messenger RNA. It is a transcript of the gene CDK2AP1, whose product is annotated as cyclin dependent kinase 2 associated protein 1. The record is from RefSeq and is a predicted model, not a curated record. The transcript is spliced from 4 exons. Lineage: Eukaryota; Metazoa; Chordata; Aves; Psittaciformes; Psittacidae. Bases 485 to 811 code for a protein of 108 amino acids. Gene Ontology annotation, cellular component: cytoplasm; nucleus.
UUUGGUUUUCUUACACAGCACAAUUUGUCUGGCUAAAAAUGUUUGAUAUCACACAAAGAGGAAUAAAGGUAGCAGCCCUCGCCUCCAGUGUCAUACAAUGAGCAGCAGAUCUGAUCUACCUCAACUGACUGUUCCCUGUGAAUAGUUUUGGCAUUGGCUGAAAAUAGUACUGAGGGUAACUUGCAUUGACCAUGUGAUGACACUUUGAGUUGCAAAAUUACUUUCAGAUAACUUGCAGUGAAAAAGUAAAAAUAGCACAGUACAUUAGACUCAUCUGUGUGGAAUGUAUAUCUGCCAAAAUAGGGCUCCUUAAUAUUUACAGUUUGUCUAGGCAGAACAACCUGUCAUGCUACACUCUGUUUCACUUUUAGGCAAACAAUUUGCACUGAUAAUGUUGCAGGCUGUGCUGUUUCCAAAUGUACAGCAAACAUAAGAGAAGCGCUAAUUUAACCAUGCUCUUCCUAGCAAAUACCAUGCCUGUGAAAUGUCAUUAGUGAGCUCAGACAGAGCUGGGAGCAUUCACUCUCCCUCUACAAGUAUGGCAACAUCCGCGCAAUACAGACAGCUUAUAAAUGACUACGGACCCCCAUCUCUAGGCUACACACAAGGGAUGCAGGGGACCAGCAGCAGCCAAGUACCACAAAGCAAAUAUGCAGAACUUCUAGCUAUCAUAGAAGAACUAGGAAAAGAGAUUAGGCCCACGUACGCUGGGAGUAAAAGCGCGAUGGAAAGGCUAAAAAGAGGCAUUAUCCAUGCCAGAGGAUUAGUUCGGGAAUGCCUGGCUGAGACGGAACGAAAUGCAAGAUCCUAGCCCACUCAUUCCAUUUCUGAAUGAAGAAAAAUAACACUUAUUCCUUUUGACUCUUGAAACAUUCAGACAAAUUCCUUUAUUUUGAAUGUUUUGCCUUUCUUGUUUCACCCUUACGAAAAAUGUAUAGUUAAGAAUGAGAAAACAAGGAUUUUUUUCAACUUCCUGAGGGUUUGCAUUUUGUAAAGACAUUAAAACUCCCUCCAAAAUGUUUCUAAAACAUUAAAACUGAACUGCAUGCAGAGGAAUGCUCUUUCUCUCCCAGGCUCUAUUUCAGUUCUCUUCUUAUCCAGCCACAGUCUCAUUCUGGUUUUUGGUUUUUUCCUUUGCCUGUAUUCACUUAACCCCAAACUGUCAGUCUUCCACAGUCUGACAUAAGCUCUGAGGAUUUUGUUUAAUGAAUGCAGAAUAGCAUGCUGUCCCCUGUAGUCUGCUAAGUCACACUUUGUCAUACAGCAUAGACCCUGCUUAGAAAUAACCUUCCCCUUCUCUUACUUUCCCUUUUUUGUUCGUUUUGCAUAAACAUUUGCAUGACUGUUAGUGCUUUGAAGUCCAUUUAAAGUGCAUGAGUUAUAUGGAAAAUAGGGAAACCUAUUAAAUAAUAACAAGGUCCUGGAAAGCUAAUUUCUACAUUAAGGCUGGAGAUUUCAGUUUAAAGUUUGCCAAAAAAAAAAAAAAGAAAAUUCUGGAUAAAUUACUAAAACUGUUAUUUGCAUCUUUGUAUGUAUUUAUUACUUGACGUAAUAAAGCUUAUUUUCAUUAA